AUGUCUUCACCCCUACCCACUUCUGACACGCCGCGGCCGACCGACGCGCCGCUCCUCUUCACCCAGCUCUCGGCCGACCUCAUCCUGCGCACUGCCGACCUCGUCGACUUCCGUGUGCACUCCCCGAUCCUCGCCCAAGCAUCCCCGUUCUUCGCGUCCAUGCUCACAUUACCCCAGCCCUCCGCCGCAGCCGCCUCCUCUUCCGCGCAUGACACCGGCGCGGGCCCGGCGGACUCGGAGACGCCCAUCGUGCCCGUGUCCGAGGACAGCACGACGCUCGAGCUGCUCCUGCGGCUUGCAUACCCUAUCCCAAAACCGUACGCGCUGAUGGCGGAGCCGGCGCAGAUGGUGCCCGCGCUGCUCGCGGCGGCGAAGUACGAGAUGGCGCUCCCACUCGAGACGAUGUCAGAGCGCCUCGUCGCGCUCAUGCCGGGCAGCCCGCUGGCGGUGUGGGCGGCUGCGUGCCGCGCGGACCUGAAGAACGUCGCACGCCAGGCGGCGGAGGCACUCAAGACGUCGUGGACCAACACCGGAGUGGAGGCCCUGUCGUUCAUGGACGGUCUCGGGGACAUGAUUGGGAUUUCCGCGGGGGACUAUCAUCGGCUCAAGCAUUUCCUUGUGGCGGGCGGGCCGUAUAUGGAGGAGAUCCCCGUCACUCCCAUACCAGUAGGAUUUGGCGCCAAGUUCUCUGCUUUGCCAGCGUGGGGUCAGUUCCCGCCCCUAUCCCCGCCCUCGCCAUCCUGGUACUCUACAAGCCUGCCACCGACCGACUUGAUCUGUCGGCCAUCUUCACGGAGGGGCCCGCCAGCGCCGUACCAGGCUCACCAGGUGGUCCUCUGCCUGCAGUCGCCGGUCCUGAAGGCGCGACUCGCGGAGCGUCGCGGUGUGUCAUCAGGGAACGAUAUGUUAAAUGGCUCUCCGGGUCCUAGCGCCGAGCCGUUGGUCGUGCUCGACUUUGACGAAGAAACGGAGGUCGUGUUCUCGUUGCUAAAGGCUUGCUAUGGCGACGAGGAACCCGUUCCCACCGACCUCUCCAAGCUUGCUGCCCUCCUAGUGGCGUGUCAAAAGUACGAGAUGGUAGCUAUUGCACGCAGGGUUCGCGAGGCCUGGGAUAGAGCCGCCGCCCACCGACCCUUGGAGGCCUACUUUGUUGCGAUCAAUCACGGGCUCCACGAGUACGCGGAGGCGGCUGCGAAGACCGUACUAAGGGGUCCAGUACCGCGCGCCUUCACCAACGUUAUGGAUAGCGCACCGGCGCUGGCUUACCAUCGCUUACUUGUCUACUACGACGCAUGCCGCCAGAACCUCAAGGAGCGCCUCAGGAUCAUUUGCGACCGGAUACCCGAACAGGUUUACUACGCGACUAGAAGUUCUGCCUACAGACAGUCCACGACUACCACUGCUCUCAAGCAGGCUGUCACCGACGUCACUAGUGCACCAGGCAUACCCCUCAAAGCGGAAUGUCGGAAGAAGAUAACAGACAUCAUGCUCAAACAACUUGACUCCACUGGCUUCGGUGAUUUCUUAGUCCCCCUCAUUGAAUGCAUGACUUCCACCGACGGCAUCAUAGAUUCUGCGAUCAACGAUGUACAGCUCCAGUUCGCCUAAGCAAAGAGGCCGGACGUCGAUGAAUGAGACAGAUGUCAUAGUGAUAGUUUUGCCACUCCGAGCGCGACCACGUACAAACUAAACCAAGC
Trametes versicolor FP-101664 SS1 is the source of this 1697-nucleotide messenger RNA. RefSeq lists its product as uncharacterized. The record is from RefSeq and is a predicted model, not a curated record. The transcript is spliced from 3 exons. Gene Ontology annotation, molecular function: protein binding. The coding region runs from base 1 to 1608 and encodes 535 amino acids. Lineage: Eukaryota; Fungi; Basidiomycota; Agaricomycetes; Polyporales; Polyporaceae.